AUGGCAGCUUGGACGCGUUUCAAGUUGCUUCUGGCUAUGGUCACCACUCUGGUGACCAUGGUCGCUGCCUCGGCUGAAUGCCAUGACAUCGAGACGGUCUUUCUUCAGGACCCCCACACUGGGGAGCAGUACCAGUUUGGUCAAGUCAAUAUUUUGCCUCGCGCCUUGUUUGGUCGUGCUGUUCGCGCUUCUGAACUGAUCACUGUCACUGUCACGCACACUACCUGCGGUCAUGAGGAGCCGACCAUAACUGUCACCACAGAUGUUCCUUGCACCACUGAGCAAUCUACUACACCUCUCACCAUGGAGUCUACUACUCCCGUUCCGGCUCAGGUCACUACCCCUGUACCUGGUGUUUCUCAGUCUACUGUGCCUGUUACAACUCAGACUUCUGUGUCUAACGCCCCCGAGGUGUCUUCUCAGCCGACUGCACCAGUUUCCUCCCAGACUCCAGUGCCUGCCACUACUACUCAGGCUCCUGUGUCCAGCACUCCUGAGGUGACUACGCAGUCAUCUGUGCCUGCUGGCCCUCACAGUUCUGUUCCCGGAACUACUGAAGUAACUACCAAGUCUUCUGUGCCCGGUACAACCUAUACUCCUACACCUGGUACCACUUUUGUGACUUCGCAGUCUUCCGUACCCGGAACUCAGACUCCAGUGCCCAGUACUACUGAGGUGUCCACUGGAAGCAGUUCUGUAACCAACGCUGAAUCCUCCACGGUUACUGCCACUGCCACCGAGUCGAUUUCUUCAUCUCUUCCCAAUGCUACCAGCGUGGCUCCUGUUUCUGCCACCACUGCUGAGGGCCACACCACUUCUGCAAUCCCCGGCACUGCUACCGAGCUCACCACCGAGACGAUCUCGUUGCCUUGCUCUUCCUCCUCGGAAGUGUCCCCUGUGCCUGGUACCACCGAUAUUCCUGGAGCUACUUCUGAAGUAACUACUGGGUCCAUUACAUCUUCUCGUCCUACCAAUGUGGUUCCUGUCCCUGGUACCACUGGAAUCACGUACACAAACUCAACUCUUCCCCAGGCUCCUAGUACUGUAACUGAUGUGACCACAUAUUACACCACGUCUCCUUGCCUCAACUCAACUGAGCUGGCCCCUACCCCAGUGACCACUGAGAUCACCAUCACCAUUGAGGUUCCUUGCACCGAGGCUACCAAGUGUCUCAGCACCAAGGUUCUCACCACCAGCACCCUGCCUUCGGAGAUAACUGUUCCCGUUCCUGUCCCGGUUUCCACUGAAGAGGUCACUGUCACAGUUGAGAUCCCUUGCACUGAGACCACCAAAUGCAUCAGUACCAAGGUGUACACCACCAUCCCUGCGGAGACUACUACUGUCUCUGUGACUCCGAUCCCGGUCACAGCUCCUGUUCCGCAGACCACCACUGAGUUGGUGACUACUGUGCUCCAGCCCACUGCUCCCGGUGUCCCUCCACAGGAGACAACCGAGGUGGUGACUACGGUGAUCCAGCCAACUGAGCUGGUCCCACUUCCGCACACGACCAUGAAGCUUGUGACCACUGUUGCACAGCCGGCCAUUCCUGGUGUUCCUCCACAGGAGACAACUGAGGUGGUGACUACGGUGAUCCAGCCAACUGAGCUGGUCCCACUUCCGCACACGACCACGAAGCUUGUGACCACCGUUGUACAGCCAACUAUUCCUGGUGUCCCUCCACAGGAGACAACUGAGGUGGUGACUACUGUGAUCCAGCCAACUGAGCUGGUCCCACUUCCGCACACGACCACGAAGCUUGUGACCACCGUUGUACAGCCAACUAUUCCUGGUGUCCCUCCACAGGAGACAACUGAGGUGGUGACUACUGUGAUCCAGCCAACUGAGCUGGUCCCACUUCCGCCCGCCACCACUGUCGAGGCUACCACGGUGGUCAAGGUUCCUGCUCCUCCUGCCCAGCAGGUUACCACUCUGGCUACCACUACUGUUCCCAAGCCCGCGGUGACUGAGGCCGAGGGUACCACAACCGAGUCCAAGGUUUCAGUUGCACCUCCUCAACAGCCUACCCACACCCAGGAGGAUACUGUCCCACCAUCUCCCCGUGGUACUUCUUCCAGUGGCACUAACUCCCCUUCUCCUGUUUUCAACAGUGCCAAUGCCGCUGGAAUCAUGGACAGCCGUCUUUUUACCUUGAGCAUUGUGGUUAUCCUCUCUCAUAUCUUUCACAUGAUUCUGUGA
Penicillium crustosum is the source of this 2196-nucleotide messenger RNA. RefSeq lists its product as uncharacterized. The transcript is spliced from 4 exons. NCBI's taxonomy places the organism in Eukaryota, Fungi, Ascomycota, Eurotiomycetes, Eurotiales, Aspergillaceae. The record is from RefSeq and is a predicted model, not a curated record. Bases 1 to 2196 code for a protein of 731 amino acids.